AGGAGGCUCUUCCGGAUCCCUUUCCUUCCCUUUCGUCUGUCUCUCUCUCUCUCGCGGUUCUCUCUCUCGGACGGUGUUGGUGUUGCCCGCCCGCCCAAAGCCAAAGCCGACCCCGAGCCGAGCCUCGCGCUGGCCCUCUCUCUCUCUCUCUCUCUCUCUCUCUCUCUCUCCCCCUCCCGCACGGGCACCCACGCCUCGCCAUCCCGCUGCCCUGUCCACCGCCGCAACCUCUGCCACCCCGCCGAUCGCGGGGGACCCGGACUCCGCCGCCGCUUCGCCCUGUCCCGCUCCAGGCGCCCAAACCCUAGAUCUGGUACGGGAUCCGCCGCCUCGCCGCCAUGUUCUGGCGCAUGACCGGCCUCUCCGCGGCCUCGCCCGUGGAUACAAUUCUGGACAAGGAGAACUUUACGUUGGAAGAGCUUCUUGACGAGGAUGAAAUCAUCCAGGAGUGCAAAGCACUGAAUACUCGACUCAUAAAUUUCUUGCGAGAUAAGGCCCAAGUGCAGCAGUUGCUUCGUUACAUUGUGGAAGAAGUUCCAGAGGAAUCAGAGAAGAAACAGUCUUUCAAGUUUCCAUUUAUCGCUUGUGAGAUUUUUACUUGUGAAAUUGACAUUAUUUUGAGAACCUUGGUAGAGGAUGUUGAGCUAAUGGAUUUACUUUUCUCAUUUGUAAAACCUGACCAUCCGCAUAGUACCUUGUUAGCUGGUUACUUCAGUAAGGUGGUUAUCUGUUUGAUGCUACGGAAGACUGCUUCUCUUAUGAAUUAUGUUCAGGAGCAUCCAAAUAUUGUUGUCCAGCUUGUCGACCUCAUUGGUAUCACAUCAAUAAUGGAGGUGUUGAUGAGAUUGAUUGGUGCUGAUGAAACCAUAUACUCGAAUUUCGCGGAUACGUUGCAUUGGUUAGAGAAUACAGAUGUACUGGAAAUGAUUGUGGAUAAAUUUAGCUCAUCAGACUCUCCUGAAGUGCAUGCAAAUGCUGCUGAAAUCCUUUCUGCCGUAACUCGAUGCGCUCCUCCUGCUCUUGCUGCGAAAAUAUGCAGCCCAAGUUUUGUUGGUAGGUUGUUUCGUCACGCUCUUGAGGAGUCAAGACCAAAAUCUGUUCUGGUUCAUUCAUUGUCAGUGUGUAUAUCUUUGUUGGACCCCAAAAGACUAGCAUCAGCCUCAUACCAAGCAUUUAGAAGCAACUUAACUCACGGGACGCUGGUCACAGCCAGUCCAGAAACAGUUGAUGGUAUGCUGGAGAGUUUAUGUGACUUGUUGAAGUUACUGGACAUUACUUCUUCUGAAAAUGUUUUGCCUACAACUUAUGGAUGUUUGCAUCCACCUCUUGGAAAACACCGUUUGAAGAUUGUAGAGUUCAUCUCUGUUUUGCUAACAAUUGGUAGCGAAGUUGCUGAGAAGGAGCUAAUAAACCAAUCAGUGAUAAAGCAUUGCAUUGAUUUAUUUUUUCUGUACCCUUAUAAUAACUUUUUGCAUCAUCAUGUUGAGAACAUUAUUGUUUCUUGCCUUGAGGUUAAAAGAAAUCAAUUGACUGACCAUAUCCUUAAUGACUGUGGCCUUGUCGUUAAAGUCCUUGCUGCUGAAAAAAGUCCAUCUCUGCCAGUGGAUUCUAAUGGGCCAACGUUACCGUCAGAAGGGAAACAACCUCCAAGAAUUGGGAAUAUUGGACACAUAACUCGAAUAGCGAAUAAGCUCAUUCAAUUGGGAAAUAGUAACAGCAUGAUCCAGAGUCACUUGCAGGAGAACAGCGAGUGGGCUGUAUGGCAAACAGAUGUCCUGGUCAAACGCAAUGAGGUGGAGAACGUUUACCAUUGGGCAUGUGGCCGUCCAACUUCUCUACAUGAUCGUGGGAGGGAUAGCGACGACGACGACUUCCGAGACAGAGACUAUGAUGUGGCAGCACUUGCUAAUAAUCUGAGCCAGGCAUUUCGAUAUGGGAUAUACAGCAAUGAUGACAUUGAAGAGGCACAAGGAUCCCACGAACGAGAUGAUGAGGAUGUCUACUUUGAUGACGAGUCGGCUGAAGUAGUAAUAUCUUCAUUGCGUUUGGGGGAUGAUCAGGACAGCAGUUCCCUCUUCACGAAUUCAAACUGGUUUACGUUUGAUGGAGAUAGAGGAAUCAAUGAUCGCCUAGCUGCCUCUGUUCCUUCAUCAUCCCCCAAUUCUGAAGAGAUUUCCUUGAACACGGAGGAAACUGAUGAAGUGCUAACUGGUGAAACCACUGGCACUGAGUCACUGCUGGAAAGUGCAUCCCUUGAAAAUGGUCCUGUUGAGGAGGCCAAGGAGCUAGCAGAAGUUGCUAACGACAGUGAUGCUACCACGGUUAGUGAGAAAAUUUUGUGUACAGAAGAGCAUAGCGCCUCCCAUGAGCCUGAAACCUCUGAGCGGCCUGUGGAUGCUCAAGAGGGCCAGACUGGAGGUGUGGCUGAAGCAACGAGCACAGAGGGAGCAACGAAUGAACCUUUCAGCUCUUCUGAGCCUGGCAACUUGCCAGAAUCUGGUGACACCGAUUGUCACACUGCCAACUCAUCUGAGCCUAAUGAGAUUGCCCAUGAAUCAGGAUCACCUGCGGAGGUUGAUGAUGAAAAGAAAUCUGAGAUUGCCACAACAAAUGAAUGAAGCGUAUGGGCUGGAAUGGUACCACAAACCAAGGCAGGAUCGCCGACCUAAUUCGUUUUGCAUCGCAUGCUCAGGGACCACGGACUACCAUUCAGAAGCAGGGGCGCCCUACAAUUUUAGUGGCACUGCUUUGCUAUGAGCAGUCGAUUGUUACUGCUUGGAUGAGCAUACUCGUGCAGCUGGGCACGCUCUGUUAUGAUCUCAGCUCAUCACCAUCCCACAUGAACUUAUUACACCGUAUUAGUUGGUGGUUGAUGCACAGGGCGUUUAAUUCAUUUGGUACUUCCUGAUUUUGGCUCAGGGUUUUUUUUUUCUUUUGCUAGGGUACUCGAACUGUAAUAUCUGCAGUUGAGUUUUUCCCUCAAUUCUUAUAUUACUGUUCCUUUCUGAUUAUAGCUGCCUCUGUAAUUGUUAUUUGUUCAAGUGCAAAAUCUGCCUCUUUGUUUCUUUAAA
Molecule: messenger RNA, 3071 nt
Organism: Sorghum bicolor (sorghum)
Lineage: Eukaryota; Viridiplantae; Streptophyta; Magnoliopsida; Poales; Poaceae
Product: serine/threonine-protein phosphatase 6 regulatory subunit 3-like
Exons: 19
Coding region: 339-2618 (759 amino acids)
Molecular function (GO): protein phosphatase regulator activity; protein phosphatase binding
Source: RefSeq, a predicted model, not a curated record